CCGCCAUGGAAAGCGGUGGCAGAGGGAACGUGUGCGACUACAGCCACAACGUCACCUUCUUCUACGACUACGUAGGUAAGGACAUCAGCAGAGACUGGCGUGUCAGGGACUGUGUGGUAGUGGUCCUGGGCCUGACCAUCUGCCUCAUCAUGAUCCUGUCCAACAUAAUGGUGAUGGCAGCCAUCUUGAUCAACCGACGCUUCCACUUCCCCAUCUACUUCCUGCUAGCCAACAUGGCCGCCGCGGACCUGUUCGCCGGCUUGGCCUACACCAACCUCGUGCUCAACACAGGGCCCUGGACCAUCAGGUAGUGCAGACAUUAGGCUAGAGGCGGGUCAGUAACCGGAGGGUCACUGGUUUGAAUCAGUAUCCUAGAUACCUGCCAUUGUGCCCUUAAGCAAACUUAACCCUCAACUGCUCCACGGGCCCUACACUGUGGCUGACCCUGUCUUCCAACUUCUCAGUAGGUGUUUGUAAUGUAUGUGUGUCUCGAGUGGGUUUGGAUAAAGGACAUACUAAUCUCAGUGUCUCUGUGACAGUUGACAACAGAGGAAUCCUCUUCUUCUUCAGGCUGUCCAAGCAGCAAUGGUUCAUUAGGAAUGCUCUGGUGGACAUGAGCCUGACGGCGUCUGUGGCCAACCUGCUGGCUGUGGCGGUGGAGCGUCACCAGACCAUAAUUACCAUGCAGGUAAAAAGACUAACUACUCUAACAGACUGCAAAGCCUUUUCCUUUGAAUUAGUCUGGCUGUCCUUUUAGUAUCUUAUGACGUAUUUUUACUAAUUUGUAUCAUUCUAUUCUAAUUUGUGUUAGUUUAUUAUGUACAUUGAUUUGCUGUCUCUGUAUGUACUGUGUUAUAUGUUUAUUUUUAUUAUGAUUAUGCAGCUGCACAGCAAGAUGACCAACCGGCGUGUGGUGCUGCUGAUUGUAUGCAUCUGGGCAGUGGCUAUCAUCAUGGGGCUGGUGCCCUCCAUGGGGUGGAACUGUGAGUGCCAGCUUAGUGACUGCUCAAUCAUUGCCCCGCUCUACAGCCGCAGGUAACCGUCUAGGAUCAGGUUCCCCUUGUCCAUAUAAUAUUAUUUAUUAAGCAAAGCUGAUCCUAAAUCAGCAGUCCUACUCUGAGAUGCUUGAUACAUAUGACCCCUGGUCGAGAGUGAGCUGGCAAAUGGACUGGAGGGUUGUUGGCGUCCAAGUAUCCUAGAUGCCAUCUCCUGCUGUUGUGCCCUAGCCUAGAUCAAGGCACUUAUCUUGCCUAAAUCUGCUCCAAGGGCGCUGCUGCUCUGUGGCUGGCUGACCUUGGCUUUCAACGUGUGUCUCAGGAUGUUGGGUUAAAAGCAAAAGACAAAUGAUCAAAAUCUACAAAGAAAAAGGACAAAGUAUUUUCUUCUCCAGGUAUAUGAUCUUCUGGGCAUCUCUCAACCUGCUCACCUUUUCUGUCAUGGUGGCUGUGUACGCACGCAUCUAUGUCUAUGUGAGACGUAAGGGUAAACGGAUGUCUCAGCACACCUCCCACCAUCUGAGGCACAACGAGACUGUCGUCAACCUCAUGAAGACUAUCUCUAUUGUACUGGGUGAGUGAGUGUGAUCUGCAACUGGCCUGGAAUGUACACUUCCAAGAGGAUGUGAUGCUAAUGAAACUAAUACUGUUUAACACUCGUGCCAUUUUAUCUUACUGUUUCUAUUCUCAAAUCAUUUCCAUUCCAUGCACAUCUCUACUUACAACUGACUCAUUGCUAAAAGGUACCUAACCCUUUUCCAGAUCUUUGCAACUCUCUAAAACAUACAUACUAUUUUUAAUGUAAGGUAGUGGUGAACAUAAUUGUUUGAUUUCAUUGACAAGUUAAUGGCAUGGUUAUGGCACAUCCUCAUCUUUUCCUCCUUGGCUUCCCUCCUCUCCCUAGGUGUGUUUGUCAUCUGUUGGACGCCGGGCCUGAUGACCCUGUUGCUGGAUGGGAUCAUGGGUAAAGACAGCCAUGCCUUGACCUAUGAGAAGUACUGUCUGAUCCUGGCUGAGUGUAACUCCCUGGUUAACCCUAUUAUCUACUCCUUCCGGGACGAGGAGAUGAGGAGGACCUUUAAGUGUAUACUGUGCUGCCUGUGUAGGAGGAGCUCUGACCACCAGGGAGAGCAGUCACCCAUGGAGUUCAACACACUGCAACCAGAGGUAGGUUACCACAGAAAGAUUAAGGGUCAGCUCUUUCAACAAAAACAAUAUGCGAUUCCUGGCAUCCUAUCUCCUUACCUCCUUCUCAACUGUAUUGAAGGAGAAGGUCCAUGGUCCCUCUCUUUUGACCUUCUUGUCUAAUGGGUUUUGUGAACAAGGCGAUAGGGUGCAAAGAAUCAAGGAAAGAUUGAGAUAGAACCCCAUUACGAUGCUAUAGGCUUUAACUUUUUAUACGGUGUAUGGGUUCUAAUCAUGCUUUUUGUUGUGUUCUCCGACAAAUGUGUUAUUCUUGCUUUUACUUCACAACGGGUUACCAUUCUGGCUCACAUGACACUUUUCCUCUUUUGUUUCUGGCCUUCAGUGUGUUUCACCUAGAUUUUCAUUUCUUACAAUGAUUCAAAAGCCGGUGCUUUAUUUUUGCAACAACAAAAAAACAACUAGCGAGGGGUGACCGAGAAUGUUUCUUUACCCCAAGCUGCUCUGGCUUGAACUUUGACUGGCGGCAAGUAGCCUGGCGGGUAGGAGCGUUUGGCCAGUAACCGAAGGGUUGCUGGAUCGAAUCCCUGAGCUGACAAGGUAAAAAUCUGUCAUUCUGCCCCUGAGCAAGGCAGUUAACCCACUGUUCCCCGGGCGCCGAAGACGUGGAUGUCGAUUAAGGCAGCCCUCCGCACCUCUCUGAUUCAGAGGGGUUGGGUUAAAUUCGGAAGACACAUUUCAGUUUAAUGCAUUCAGUUGUACAACUGACUAGGUAUCCCCUUUGACUGACUGACACAUAUUCCAACUCCUGACUAGGUACAUUUCCUUUUUUUUUUUUUUAUUCCAAUGGAAUAUUCGAUGGGAAUAUCUGCUUAGUUGGUGGAUGUAGUGCUGUGCUUGUAACCGCUCUCUCUGCUUGGUGCUCUUCUGCAACUUUAUCUCCACAAAAAAAAAAUGGAAUACCUUUCCUUUUCCUUAGGGAGAACAAACUUUAGACUGAGAGACUACAUACAGCAAAACCAUUGUGUAUUUUUUUCUCCUGAAUGCGUUGGUUUGGAUUGUUUAAGACAAAAUAGAUUUUCUGUCUGCCAUCAUUACAUGAUUUCUGAAAGAAAACACAUUUGAGAGCUUUGUAUUCCAAAUGUUUUGUUGUUGGUAUAGACUAACAAUAAUUUUAAUAUAAUGAUGACGCUAUAAUUUCCUCCCUUAUCUCGUGCCUCUUCAUCUUUCACCUUGGCUUCUCCCUUUAGACUUUAACCUAACACUUGCCACUGUCACAGCGUGCCACUAUCUUUGUGAGCAAUUACUAUUUAUGAUAUUGAGCAGUAUUGUGUGUCUGCCUCUACGCAGAGAUACAGUGCCUUCAGAAAGUAUCAACAAAAUAUAUAUACAGUAUAUAUUAUAUAUAUCAAAAAUGAUUCAUAACUCUUGACUUGUUCCACAUUUUGUUGUGUUAAAGUCUGAAUUCAAAAUGUAUUAAAUGUUUUUUCUCACCCAUCAACACACAAUACCCCAUAAUGACAAAGUGAAAACAUGUUUUUAGAAAUUCCCCAAAUCUAGAUGUGCGAAGCUGAUAGACGUACCAAAGACAUCUCAAAGCUGCAAUUGCCGCCAAAGGUGCUUCUACAAAGUUUUGACUUGGGGGUGUGAAUACUUAUGUAAAUGAGAUUUCAUUUUCAAUAAAUUUGCUACAAUAUCUAAAAACAUGUUUUCCCUUUGGGCCCGAUUCCGACCAGAGUGAAGCUUGUAAAUGGACUUGAAAUGAAUACGCACUUUUCUCUCUAUGCGUAUUCUGACCUUGAACUUAAGCAUGGGAAUAGUGUGCUAUUCACCUGCUUUUUGUUUUGGGUGGAGAUCAAAUAAAUGAAGAUGUGGCGGAGGUGCGUCUACAGAUACGCCGUAUUCUGACCUUGACUUAAUUCCACCACCUUUACUCGUGAGGAAUCCAUGAAUAAGGUCUAGUGAACUGGUUUCAAGUAGAAAAAGCGUCUACUUCAUUUUUCCCAAUAGAAAUAAUACCAUUCUCCAUGCACUGUAAUUUUUAACUUGAUAAAUAACUAGAUACAUUUAUAACUAGAUAAAUUAGUAUUCCUUUUUUAAUAAGAGAAUUGUAAAUAUAAAUGACACUUGUUUUAGAUAUAGUUUACCUUAUCGCUGGAGACAUGAAACCAGUCAUGGCAGCAAGCUGGAGUAUAUCAACUUUCCCACAGUAAAGUUGAUGAAAUACUGUGCCAUUAUGGCCUUUUAACUUGCAGGGAUGGGCACUCUCGAAUGUCUUGGUUAUAGGCUACCCCGACUUUCGCGUACCUAUUUCUAUCAUGUUAAAUAUUAACCACUACCAGUAGGCCUAAUAACAACACAUAUUCAACGGUCAAUUUACUGUUCGUACCCUUCAGUUGGUACAGCCUACAUUAUCAUUCCAUUUCAUUACAUUGUUUCAUUUACUUUCCUCUGUAAAUGCUGUCACGGCCAUGUGGUUGUUGCUGAGGAUCCUUAGUAACGGUUGAUGAUAUAUACACUGCUCAAAAAAAUAAAGGGAACACUAAAAUAACACAUCCUAGAUCUGAAUGAAUGAAAUAAUCUUUUUUCUUUACAUAGUUGAAUGUGCUGACAAGAAAAUCACACAAAGAUUAUCAAUGGAAAUCAAACUUAUCAACCCAUGGAGGUCUGGAUUUGGAGUCACCCUCAAAACUAAAGUGGAAAACCACACUACAGGCUGAUCCAACUUUGAGGUAAUGUCCUUAAAACAAGUCAAAAUGAGGCUCAGUAGUGUGUGUGGCCUCCACGUGCCUGUAUGACCUCCCUACAACGCCUGGGCAUGCUCCUGAUGAGGUGGCGGAUGGUCUCCUGAGGGAUCUCCUCCCAGACCUGGACUAAAGCAUCCGCCAACUCCUGGACAGUCUGUGGUGCAACGUGGCGUUGGUGGAUGGAGUGAGACAUGAUGUCCCAGAUGUGCUCAAUUGGAUUCAGGUCUGGGGAAUGGGCGGGCCAGUCCAUAGCAUCAAUGCCUUCCUCUUGCAGGAACUGCUGACACACUCCAGCCACAUGAGGUCUAGCAUUGUCUUGCAUUAGGAGGAACCCAGGGCCAACCGCACCAGCAUAUGGUCUCACAAGGGGUCUGAGGAUCUCAUCUCGGUACCUAAUGGCAGUCAGGCUACCUCUGGCGAGCACAUGGAGGGCUGUGCGGCCCCCCAAAGAAAUGCCACCCCACACCAUGACUGACCCACCGCCAAACCGGUCAUGCUGGAGGAUGUUGCAGGCAGCAGAACGUUCUCCACGGUGUCUCCAGACUCCAGACGGCCUCCUCCACGUCUCCUGAUGUACCGGCCUGUCUCCUGGUAGCGCCUCCAUGCUCUGGACACUACGCUGACAGACACAGCAAACCUUCUUGCCACAGCUCGCAUUGAUGUGCCAUCCUGGAUGAGCUGCACUACCUGAGCCACUUGUGUGGGUUGUAGACUCCAUCUCAUGCUACCACUAGAGUGAAAGCACCGCCAGCAUUCAAAAGUGACCAAAACAUCAGCCAGGAAGCUUAGGAACUGAGAAGUGGUCUGUGGUCACCACCUUUAAAACCAGUCCUUUAUUGGGGGUGUCUUGCUAAUUGCCUAUAAUUUCCACCUGUUUUCCAUUUGCACAACAGCAUGUGAAAUUUGUCAAUCAGUGUUUGCUUCCUAAGUGGACCGUUUGAUUUCACAGAAGUGUGAUUGACUUGGAGUUACAUUGUGUUGUUUAAGUGUUCCCUUAAUUUUUUUGAGCAGUGUAUAUUUUUAAAGACAGACUAAUUCAAUCGUUAUGGAGUGGAGUGCAGACCAAGCCAUAACAGUUUGAACCCGACGCAUGGUGCUAUAGACUACUAGGCCGUGUCAUCACACAGUUCCAUGAUUAGUGCAGGCAAUAGAUGAGGGUAUUACCCACUAUUGUACACUAAUCUCUCUAUUAUAAUUCGAUGUACACUAAUCUUCCAACAUUACCAUGGGUUAAAGAACUUCAUGUGGCAAUUUUCAGAAUGAAUCAAACCACCUUUCUUUCUUUCGUGUGUAACGGCUCUCCAAACCAGUUUUUUGAUUCAUAAAUGCUUUCCCAACCCUAAAUAAUAGUAUUUUGAAAUCGACCAAUUGGUGCGGAAACAGAGCAAUAUGCACAUACUGUAUUUAGAUGGGUUUCUUUCAUUGAUCCCUAAUAUUCUGAACCCGUUCUCUCGAUAUAUUCUAUUGAGUCUGUCGACAAAAUUCGAACAAGAUUGGUACAACAUAUUUAAAGGGAUGGUAUAAGAUAAAUCUACUGAAAACCCUAUUGAAUGAAAUCGCCACAAGAAAAUCUGUUGGCCAGCAAGUGGGAGGGUUUUCAGCAGUUAAAUUAUUUAUUCAGCGCGCGCAAGGAAACCACGCCUGCAAAGCCCGUUACGCACCUUCAUAAGGUAAGUCUGAGUACCGUGUAAGAAAGGCAUAAUUCCCUAAGUCGGAAUCGGGCCCUUUGUAAUUAUGGGGUAUCAUGUGUAGAUGGGUGACAUUUUGGGGGGAUUGAAUUCAGGCUGUAACAACAAAAUGUGGAAUAAGUCAAGGAGUAAGAAUACUUUCUGAAGGCAUAGCGUACUAUACGAUUGAUUGAUAUUGUUCAACAGUAAAGCUGAUAGUGUGUCUGCUCCCCACAGGUAGAUAAUGGUUGUGAAGUAAAAUCAGAGGAUAAAGCCAACUUCACUGCCCUCCAGCUGAUAAAGACAGAGUGGGGACAAGCCUCUUCACCCUGACAGCUGGAUUAAAUCAGGAGUCAUAGAGACACCAUGGACAUAAGAUCUACAGCCACUCAUGAACUUGCUGAAGCGGUACAGAUUGCACAGUAGAAAUGUACAGGUAAUUGCAGACUGACAUAGUAAACUCUGCAUGUGAAUGCAGUCUCUGCUAACGCAGGGACAUUGCCUUUAAAUUUAAAUGACACUUAAGCUGAACUUCCACGAUACAGAUUGAAUAAAGCCCUUAGUGGGGUUGAAAUAGGACAAUGGACAAGCACUGGACAAGAUGGUUAUUAAUGACACCAUACUUACUUUCAUGUGUACAUUUUUGGAUGCUUGUUUGUACGUGUACAGUAGGUUUUGUUUAUCUAGAUGUUACACUAGCUAACACUGGGAUAUUUAGGGAAAGACUACCUCCAUGUGCCAUAAGUCAAUUCUGUGAUGCAUAAAGAGCCAUUAUAAAAUAUUGGCAUGGGGAUAUAGGGAUGCCUGGAAUUUAAACUAUCACGCUUUUACUAUUUCCUUAAAAUGAAACUAUAGUUAAACUGCGUGAUAUUCGAUCAUGCGUGCGUACAGGUGGUCCCGGGAAUCAAACCCACAAUCCUGGCAUUACAAGCAGCUCUACCUUUACCAAUUUACGUUCUCCUGCAGGUCUUGUAGGCGGUUACAGGCUAUUAUACUUUGGGCUUAAUUUGAGUGUUGAAUACAGAAUUAGGUAAAAUACCAUCAAAUGGUGUCGGUAUUUUAUUUGUUUAAAUGUCACAAGAGCAUAGAUGUAGUGACUAAUCAUAAAAAUAAAACAACCAACCCCAAAUAAUGAAAAGCACAAUUUUAUUAGUUUUUUUCUUCUAAUAAGGAACACUACAACUUGUCAUUAUUUUUACUCGUUCUAGAACAAUUCUAAAGUUGAGGUAUAAAAGGAAUUCAUACAGACUCACAGGUCUGGAAACAGUGGGGUUUUAUAUACAAGAGAAACUGAGACAGAGGUAGAGAGAGACGAGAGGGGUAUUUAAAAUACAGGGGGACGAAGAGGGAGCGAUAUACAAAGAUACUAACAAAAGUGACACAUUAAAGGGUUUAACGUAUCGUUUGAUUUGGUGCUGUGGAAUUCUAUGGCCGCAGGUAGAAUCUUAAAAUAUUAUAAUUCUAUGGUAGAAUCAAUCCUACAGUAGGUUGACUCAGUAUUGGCUCAACCUGUAUAGGAGUAGACUGCAGGAUUUGGGGUUGGUAGCACCAUCCUUGCAUUGAACUGUACCGUUACUACAAAAUACUGGGAGAAUUCAAAUUCACCAAUGAUAGGUAACCAUAUUAAUGGCGUCAAUCCAGACAAAAUGGCUGAAAUUGAAUGGAUAAGGGAAAUCAAGCGAUUUCUAAAAUGUGCGAGAAAUACGUUUUUCCCCCUGCUGUUGCGGUAAGGGCUGAUUAUAUGCUAGCAAGAUGGCCAACAAUGGCUCUAGCAUUAAUUCAGGGAUUAUUGCUAGACUGCGGUUUCACAAAUUCUAAUUGGAAUUCACACAGCACCAAACAAAACUAUGCAAAUAAUAUGCAAAUAAUCAUUCAACUAACAAAUGAACUUGACCCCAACCUCAGGAGAACACUAAAGACCAAACAACCAGGCAACUCACCCAAAAGGAAAAGCAAAAAUAAAGCAGAGGGUUUAUAAAAAGAGAAAAACAAACAUUCCACAAUCUGUACAGUGACAUCCAUUUACAACUGGUAGAAAAAGACAAAGGAAGAGGGGACUAAUUUGGUGUAGUAGUGGUAGCAUUAUUUGUAAGAUAUAAUAAGCCAUAUUAAAUGUUUAUAAUAUAAGUAACAGUAAACAAGGAAACUAAUUUGGGUAAUACAAUAAGAGUUCUCUGUAACGAUGUCUGUAUUUAACACACCCCAUUUCAAAUGUCUGUAUAUCUGUUUAAUAUAUACUUUGUCCUUUCUUUAUCAAAAUGCCCGGUACUCUUAACAGUUGAUGUAUGAUUAUAAAAAAAGAAAAGAAAGAGCUGAAUAAAAACUACAAAGGAAAUGAAAUCUGAGUCAAAUCAGAAUUUCUCUAAAGACUACCUUGUUUAUCGUAAUAAAACCAGUGCUGCCUUUUUGGUAACAGUUAUUAAGAACAGAGUAAAGCCCUUGCUGAUUGGCCAAAUCAUAGAGCUAACCAAUAGGACCCAUUUUCACCAGCGGAUUCUGAGAUAGAGUAAAGGGAGAAAACAACAUGCCAUCCCAUGGAACAGGUGCUCUCUAUGGCAACGAUGCUUUGUCUCCACGGCAACAAUACAAUCAAUUCUUAAGCACUGGUUGACUGACAUGACGGACAUAACAGGCCACCCCCCACCCACCCACCAAAUAACCCCAAACUAAAAUGACAUGAGGCCAGACAACACCAUAAAAAGACAAAUACAAUUCCCUCUACCCCAAAACUGAAUACUUUUUAUUCACCAACUUUUUUGUGUGAAAUAUAAUCAUCGUAAUUAUAUUAUUGAUAACUGGUAUUUUUGGUACGAUGCAAAGUUGUAGUGUGGCCUGUGAGCUAAACAGAUUAUGAGUAGAUGCUAGUUGUCAAGCCCUGUCUGGACUGGAGAUCCACCAGAGUCCUGCACAACGUAGCAAAACGGUUUGCAACCAAAAACACGUGUUCCUAUUGGAUACGUUCAGGUGGUAGCAGCAACCCGUAUCACUCGGUGCCCUACUGAAUAAUACCCUGCUAGUGGGGAGGCCACAGUUGUUAAAUAUACCAAAGAAGAAAUGAUACAAAAUGUAAAGGCUGAAUGUACACUAGAUGUACUAGAUGUACGCUUUGUGACUACAUGCACGUCGUACGCCCCAGGAAAGUUCUGCUCAAGAGACUGUUUGGUGGAGUAUAAACCCAGGGUCCUAUUCAUUAGUGUACACCGUAAGUGAAACGUUUUGCAACAGCAAACGAAAACAAGCAUUUCUUGUUGGACAAAUUCAGGUAAGUCCCCUGUUUCAGCCAGUUUGGUUCCUAAUGAAUACGGCCCAGCCUUACCCCGUAAGACUGGGCCGUAUUCAUUAAGCCAUCCCGAUUGAGACAUCUAAGAACUCUGUACAUACAGCAUAACGCAUCUACUCCUUUUUGGUCUGUGUCUUUGAGAAAACAAAAGUGAAGAAGCUAAAUAACUGGAAUAUUUAAAUGAGAACCAUCACUGAACACCUAAAAAGCCUACAUGCAUUGGAAGACGGUCACAAUUAUUUAUAAACAUUUUCAUGUCACAUUUCCCCCCCAAUGACAUAGCCAUCUCUCUGCCACUAAACUAAUUUCAUUCCACCCAUUUCACCGUCCCAACACCACUUUCAGGGUCUAUCAAACCUUAUUUGGUGGCUGGUGCAUUUCUUUGUGAAACAGCAUUAGAAAAAAAGGCUACAAUCAACUAAAAGUAGUUGACAGACAGAGGAAAGUAACGUCUACAGCUUUUGAUGACUAACCGAAGGGGGACGCAAUAGAAACAACCUUUGGAGGACUAAAGAGGAUCGCUCAUUUCCCCUCUCCCUUCAUCUUCAGUCCUGUCCUCAAGCCCACUGUACGCUCAACUCCCCAGAACUACUGUCACCAGGUAGAUGCACCUGUAAAAAGGUGCAAAAGUUUGUGCUUGACAGAUCUGUGUCCACGUUCCAUACAAGGGGUUGUAAAUCAUAUCUGCAUAUCUGACCUAUAAACAAUACUAAAAAAUAGAAGAAACAACGGUGGUGUCUUUGUGAUACUAGUUGCUGGGGGUUGGGGGGGGUAACAACUAUCAGGUUGGGGGAGAGAGGAGAGAGGACAUCACUUUGGUACAAGCAAGGUGAGCAGAGCUCAUCUUGUGAUCCGUAUCGCCACAGUGCCUGGCGUUAGUGUGUGUGUGUGACCGCUAUCACACACGUCAACACCAGAACCUCACAAGGGAUAGGUAAUGGACAGGCUGGGAACACUGUGUGGUGUUGACAUGAGCAUAUACACAGGUAAUGUACAGACAUCAUCACCUGCCCUACACAGCCAGGUUGGUUGGGUUAGUAGUUCCUCAAAAGGUCCUGGAGCUGGUGAGGGGUUAUGAUGUCAUGAUCAGGCGCCAGUCAGUCUCCUCUCCUCAAAUUCGAUAUGAAGACAAAGGAGCCUCCAGAAUUUCUGUAGAGUGGAAGGAAGGGAAAUGUCUUCUGUUCAGUUGUCCAUCU
Coregonus sp. 'balchen' is the source of this 11028-nucleotide messenger RNA. NCBI's taxonomy places the organism in Eukaryota, Metazoa, Chordata, Actinopteri, Salmoniformes, Salmonidae. The record is from the annotation of a GenBank genome assembly.